UUUUAUCUAUGGUGGGAGAUGGCAGUUGAUAUAAAUAUAAUGGAUCAUGGGGAACUUUUGCUUGAGAAAGUGCUUUCCAAGUUGUUUUUUGGAUAUAUUUCGAGCCCAACAAUUUGCCAAAGAUGAACAGCAUUGAUUUCAGUGUUCCAAUUGGAUAUUCUGGUUUGCCCUUAUUAGCUAAUCACUCAUAUUCCAUUUUUUGUUUGAAUCUUGAUAGCCAAAGCAAUAAUGGGGAUGUAGAGAAAUUUGGAUAUUCUGGAGGUCUUGGUCAAUUUGCAAUGUCUAAUGAUGGAUCUAGAGGUGGGUAUAGUAGGACUGAAAAUCUGUAUGGUGGCAGUAACAACUACACUACUGCUCCUGCUCCUGCUCUUAAUAAACAUAUAAAGAAGAAUAUAAUGGGUAGAGAUAAGGAUAAAAUGAAUGGACAAUGUUUAACAUGUUUACCAGAUCAUUUGCUUUUAAAUAUAUGCAAGUGUUUGAACCAAUAUGAUGCCUUAAACUUCUCGAUGAGCUGUAAGGUGAUUUUUGCCUGUACCAUUGAAAGAAUAUAUGAGAAUGUUAUCAUCUUUAAUAAUUAUAGUGAAUUUAAUUUGGAGAUGAUUGAGUAUUUCAAUUAUUCUACGUUUAUCAAGACAAAGUAUAAUUUCAAGAAAUUUAUUAAAUUGAUAUUGGAUGAGAAGAAGAGUUUCAAGUAUUUGAAAUUUAUAAAGAGAUUUAAUUUGAUAAAUAUUCCAAAUAACAUUAGUGAUUUUGAAUCAUUCAAGUUGAUAUUUCAAGAAACAGAGAAGGAGAAGGGGAAGAUGUUUUUAGAGAAAUUUCAGAGGAUUGAGAGUAUCAACUGGAAUUCGAUUAACUUUCCUGUUUUGAAAUUGAAAUUGAUCAAUUAUGAUAGUUUAAAGGAGUUGAGGGUUCAUUUGAAUGUUACCAAGAAAGACAAGAAUUUGCUAGAUUCAAUAUUUAAUAAGGAUGGGAUGGGAUUGGAGGACAAAAAGUAUUAUUUAAAGAAUUUGUUUCCUUUUAAGAGAUUGGAAAAGUUGGAAAUUAUUGAUUACAAGUAUAGUAUAAUUUUGCGGUAUAUAGUUGAGAGUUUGUUGUUUAAUAGUGGGAAUGGAUUAAGUGGGAUUAAGAAAUUAAAAUUGGUGAAUUUGAAUUUUCAAAAGUCGAUGAUAUAUCCUAAUAAUAACUCGUUGUUGAAUUACCAUGAGAAUGAGAAUGAUAAUAGUAAAUUUCAGGAGGAGAUGAAGAUGGUGUAUAAUUUUUUUGAGCCUAUUUAUUUGAGAGGAUUGAGAUUUGAUAAUUUGAGAGAGCUUGAGCUUAGUGGAGCAAUAAUCAGUAAUGAUAAUCAGGUUGGGGAGUUUGAGUUGUUGAAUGGGUGUAUAGAUUUUGAGAGAGUUGAGUAUUUGAAAUUUGAUGAGCUAUAUGAAAUUGAUUAUAAUCAUUAUCCAAGUAAUAUUGGUAUUAACAAUGCUAACAAUGUUAAUAACAUUAACGGUAUUAAUGAUAUUAAUAAUAUUAAUGAUAACCAUGGAUUGACAUUUAUUGAGAAAUUUGAGAAAUAUAAUAUAAAUUUUUAUAAUUUAAAAUAUUUAAAGAUAAAUUGGAAAAAACCAUUAUAUGAUCAUAUUCCCAAUUUCCUAGGGAAUCUUUUUGGUAUUCAACUAAGAGAGUUAGAUUUAGUUAUCAAUUUAAGUGAUUAUUGUAAUAAUAACAAUAACAAUAACAAUAAUAAUAAUUGGAACCAAAUGAUUGAAGAGACAAUUAAAAGACAAUUGGACAAUUAUAAUGUAUCAUUGACUCCAAAUUUAAAAAAGCUACGAAAAUUAUCGAUUCGAAUCAAUGAUAAUAAUAUCAAGAAAAACAUUUCUACUAAUUUAAUACUAAAAAAAUUGAAUGAAUUUAACGAAGUGCUAUUUGGUAAUUUAAUAGAAGUUAAUGGGAACCAAUUGGAGAGUUUGAGGAUUAAUUCGAAUUUGAAUUUGUAUAAGAUUGAGAAAUUGAGUAAUUUUAGGAAAUUGAAUUACUUGGAAUUAAUUGAUUUAAAUAGCUACAACUACACCCACAAUCUCAAUUCGAACCAAACCAACAAUCAGUUGGAGAUUCACAAUGGGGUGUAUGACGACUGGUAUAAAGUGCAACACAUUGCAUUCAAGUUGGGUCAUUUGAACGAGAACCUCAAGUUCAUCUCUGUGAAUGGGUGCAUUUUUGAGAUACGAAGGUACCUGAGCAGAGAAAGACGAAGCAGUGUCGACUACAGUAGAAACACCAACAACUACCAGGGCUACAGUAGCUAUCUCGACACCGAAAUGGGAAGUGUCGUAGAGGCAAUUCCCAGGGAGGGAAUCAGCGAGUGGUUCGAGAGCAAGAUCAACCUCAGCAGUUGUUGAGAAGUAGCACAAGCAGCACAAUCGUCUUCAUCUAUAUUACCUCCAUCUAUAUUACCUUCACCGCUAUACCGCCUCCGUAGCCAAAU
Ascoidea rubescens DSM 1968 is the source of this 2470-nucleotide messenger RNA. RefSeq lists its product as uncharacterized. Lineage: Eukaryota; Fungi; Ascomycota; Saccharomycetes; Ascoideales; Ascoideaceae. The record is from RefSeq and is a predicted model, not a curated record. The transcript has a single exon. The coding region runs from base 123 to 2384 and encodes 753 amino acids.